AAGGCCUGUAAAUCGCACGGGAGACGCGGUACAUACGACUAUACGAGCACGUUAUUACGAGGCUAAAGCGAGACAGCAUGACACAUAGAUAGCCGUCCGUCUUCCUUCUCCCUCACCCCUCCUCGCCAGUCCGUCGCGCCGACGCCUCCCACCACGAAAAUCGCGCACGCAGCAUCCUUCCUUGCGCGCGAAACACGCGUACGCCGGUGGACGCACGUCGUGUGUCUGUGGCUCGCGUGGCUGUACAUACCUGUGAAUAGUGUAUUUUAAGCCUUAGUUUUAACGAAAUGACCGUAUGAAGGAAGAAGACGUGUGAGGGAGAGUCGUGAAACGGAGAGCAACGUGAGUGCAACAUCGAGACAAGAGGGAAAGAGGGAGGCGCAGGCAGAGAAAGAAAGAGAGACGAUUGAUCGACGGCAGAACGAUCCUCGUCAUUGAGAAGCAACCACACGUCGAGGGCGAGCUCGGUAAAUACGCUCCUACGGUCUCUCUCGGGCUGAUAUCAGCGUGCCGCUCGUCAUCAUCGCCGUCAUCGUCGCCGCCGCCACCGCCACCGCCGCCACCGCCGCCGCUGUCGUCGCCGCUGUCGCAACCGCAACGGCAAUCUAAAGUCUCAACCGCAGCCGCCUCGUCACCGUCACCGUCGUCGCUGCCAUCGUCGUCGUAAUCGUCGUUGUCGCCUUCGUCAUUGUCCUCACUGUCGUCCUUCUCGUCGUCGUCGUGGAAACGGUUGGUGAGGAUGUGCCGCCGUUAACAACCACGCGUCUACAGAACAUGUUCACGCAACGGCCGUAGCAAGCGGCAACCUCCACGGCAUCUCGCCAGACGCCGCCGGCUCUCUCUGUGCGAGAGCUAACCUUUACAGAAGCCGAGGGUGCACCUUCCCCUCCAGCACGUUUGGCCGUACCGCCUUCGCCGUGCCCGGGGACAGCGGCGCGGCCUGACACCACGAGGACAUGAAGUGGCUCGGCGCGAGCAGCGGAGGCGCCGGAGGCGAACCGGCAUCCUCCAUGCAGCUGCAUCACACCUCCGCCAACGGCCACAUACCCACGGAUACGGAACAGUGUGGGCAAGUUAUGGCUGGUGGCGAUAAUAUGCGAAUCCAACCUGGUCAGACUCAUCAAAUGGGAGUCAGUAGAACUCAAGACGACGCUAUGGUUGGUUAUGUGUUUCAACGACCUACAGAGCCAGAAUUUAACACCCAAUCUUCGACUUUCCAAGCAAAGCAAGCUCCGAGAGCUUGGGCAUUGGCGGAUGACGUUAUUGUUGAUAAUAAUCAAGAAAAAUGGAAAUAUUCUAUGACUAAGCUUAAUGUACCUCAACAAAGUCAAUCUCAACAACUGGGAUUGACUAUGAACAAUGUACAUUUGAGUAAUGUACCUUAUGAGAUACAUCCUAUGCAAUUAAAAAGUGGUGCGCCUGGUGCAGAACAUUUAGUCUAUCUAAAUAAUCAGAUGACUGCUCAACAACAAGUUGCUCUCUUUCAUCAUCAACAGCAGCAGCAACAAUUCAGGAAUGGACAGAUCGCUCCCUCGACAAAAAAGCUCUGGGGCGUGGACGAGGGUGGCUCCAAGGACGAAGGGGGUGUAAAAGGCGGUGGGACCCUGCUUCACCUGGGCGACCACCCGACUACUAUGUGGCGGGAUUCCACCUGGAGUACGACGUCAGAUCAUGCGGUGUCACAACCAAUUUCAAUGGGUACGGGCAGACGUGUGGGAGUUGGAACGGGAUAUCACCAUCAAGCAUCAGAAGUCGGAACAGUGCUUAGUCCUAGGAGCAGCGAAACAGGUGGUUUGGGAGUUAAAAUGGUUGAAUAUGUUCUUGGAUCGAGUCCCACUACACCAAAAGAUUUAGAACCACGAAUGGUUUCUCUAAGAUUGAAUACUGAUGCAGACAAGAAAGAAAAAGAAAAAGGUUCAGCAAGUCCUUUUGAUAGCACAAAGGACGAUGCUGGACCACAGGGUAAUGGAUUAGCGUCUCAAAAUGGUUUAGACGACGACAAAGGGUUUAACCGCACACCUGGAAGUCGUCAACCGUCACCGGGCGAAGAAGAGUUUCAGAAGAAUGCUGGUCCCGCAUUGGUGAACAAUAACGUUGUUCUCUUAAAACCUGGGAUUGACGUUGUCGGCAAUGAGGAACAUUUCAUGGCAUUUGCUUCAGCACCACCGCAUCAUCUGCAACAUCAUCAGGCGCCACCGACUCAUCAUCUACAACAUCCGCAUUCACAUGCAGCAGCGCAACUCUUCGGGGCGCAAGCCCCGCCGCCGCCACAAGGUCCACCGCCCUCGCAACAACAGCAACAACAACAAGGUCCUCCACAGCCACAAGAAACCGCACCCUUUGAUGUCGGGACACUGUUCCGUAGUCAGCCGCAAGGCGCGACACCACAACAACUGCAACUUCUACAGCAGCAGCAGCAACAACAGCAGCAACAAUACCUAGCCGCGUCCCAAGCGCAGCAACAGCAGCAGCAGCAGCAGCAGCAACAAAACUUUCCUACUGCCCCCUAUACUGUUAUCAGUGGACAGGAGCCUUACGUAGGAGCGCUGAUAGCUGGCGCACCACCUCCUGUAGUACCGCAAUACUAUGGUGUCGGGCCCUGGGUCUAUCCGGCUGGAUUGCUGCCGCAGGCACCACCCCAGGCGGCUGCACCACCGCCACCCCGACGGCCACUCACCCCCUCUUCGGCAGCGGCUGCGGCUGCUGCCGCGCAGGACACCGCCAACAAUCUGGCACAAACGGUACAGGGUCAGUAUCAGGUGAUACCGGCUUACUACGAUCAGAACGGUUCCAUCGUCAUGGGAGGCGUUCGCGGAUUAAGUUCGGCAGCGACCCCCAUGAGAUUAGUCAGCCCCGCACCAGUUCUCGUAAACAGAGCUCCAUCUCAACCACCACCGGGUCCACCGGCACCGCCACCGCCAAAUUUAUAUUCUCAACCAACUCCGACAUCACACAGCAACGCUACGCCUGGCGAAUGUCUAGGUCUGGCAGCGUGCAGCGCAGCGGCAGUGGUCGCGCAAGCCCAGGCAGUUGCGGUGCAACAGGCGCAGCAGCAAGGUUCAGGACUUGCCGCAGGUUUAGCGGCUCUAGGAUAUGGCGGCUCCCCGCUCGGAGCAUUGGGCUCGCCUGCCCAACUACAAAACACAGGUUUAGGCCUCGGUGCGUCUUCAACCGGCAGACGUGAUUCCUUUGAUAGAAAUACUUCAGCCUUCAGUCCAAGCUUGGAAUAUAGCCGGGCGAAGUGGCCUCAGAGUUACGGCGCCCUCGAUACAGGUACCUGGGACAGAGUGUAUUUAGCUACAAAUGCAGGUACUCCCUGCAAAGAAUAUACAGACACAGGUACAGUUACUGCGUCACCAAGUCCCUUAGGCUUGUCGUUAACACCGCCGCCAACUUUAGGAGGAUCACUGGGUGGUCUUGUAGGAGGUGCCAGUCGAGUAUCAGCGGCCCCCGGUGCCGAAGCGAAGUUCCGCGCCAGUGCGGUACCCACCCUAACAGCCAACGGAGUGUUUGGCUCUAGUAGCUCUCUGUUUCCCAAUCUCGUAGGCAAGCCUGGUCGUGGAGGUGCCGCUAACAUCAACGACAAAAAUUCUGGAGGACGAUCUCGCCUACUGGAAGAUUUUCGAAAUAAUCGUUUCCCGAGUCUUCAGUUGCGUGAUUUGGCUAAUCACAUAGUCGAGUUCAGUCAAGAUCAGCAUGGUUCACGAUUCAUUCAACAGAAAUUGGAACGGGCCUCGGCCAGUGAGAAACAGCUUGUAUUCCAAGAGAUCCUUUCCUCCGCAUAUUCUCUCAUGACUGAUGUCUUCGGAAAUUAUGUUAUACAGAAGUUCUUUGAAUACGGUACACAAGAACAGAAAUCGACUCUCGCACAAAAGGUUCGAGGACAUGUUUUACCACUUGCGCUGCAGAUGUAUGGCUGCAGAGUCAUACAGAAGGCACUCGAGUCGAUCGGACCGGAACAGCAGCAGGAAAUCGUACGAGAACUAGAUGGGCAUGUGUUGAAGUGUGUUAAGGAUCAAAACGGGAAUCACGUUGUGCAGAAAUGCAUCGAGUGCGUUGAACCUCGUGCAUUACAGUUCGUGAUAGGAGCCUUUGCGGGACAGGUAUACUCUUUGAGUACUCAUCCGUAUGGCUGCCGAGUAAUCCAGCGUAUCCUCGAACAUUGCACCGCUGAACAAACUCAAGGAAUUUUGCAAGAAUUACACGCUGCCACUGAUCAACUAAUUCAAGAUCAAUAUGGCAAUUACGUCAUUCAACAUGUGCUUGAGCAUGGAAAGCCAGAGGACAAAGCACAAUUAAUCAGCAGCGUUAGAGGUAAAGUACUCGCUCUUUCCCAGCACAAGUUUGCGAGUAACGUCGUCGAAAAAUGCGUGACUCAUGCUACAAGGCAGGAACGCGCUGUACUGAUUGAAGAAGUUUGCGGUUUCAAUGACAAUGCACUGAACGUGAUGAUGAAGGAUCAGUAUGCCAAUUAUGUCGUCCAAAAGAUGAUUGAUGUCGCGGAGCCAGCGCAGCGCAAGGUGCUGAUGCAUAAGAUUCGGCCGCAUUUGGGAAGUUUACGCAAAUACACCUAUGGCAAGCACAUCAUUGUUAAAUUGGAAAAGUUCUUCAUGAAGACCGCUUCAGCGAUGGGAGUAGGAGCGACGUCUGCUGGUACAUCAACAAGCAGCGGAGGCGGCGAUCUCGGCCCGAUCGGACCGCCUGCGUCCGCCGCAUCUGGUCCAGUCUCGACGUCAAACCAACAAUCAACGCAGGUUUUAUAAACGCGCAUGCACGGAAUAGCCUCUCCCUCCGCGGAAAAAGAAAAAGAUCCGCGAAGAAGGAGGCAAGAAAAACCGCAUGUCCGCAUGUCGCGUUAUGUAUUACCUUAUCUUUUUACCUUAGCGAGAUCUGUUCUACCUAUCAACGGGAAUCACGAAUUUCAACGAAUUUCCCACGUAUGUUUCUUUUCUCGUUUUGCCCCAUGUCCUUCGAAGACAAGAGAAAAAGAAGCGGAAAAAUAAACUUUUCUAACGAUUGUUUCUCAUAAGAAAUUUGUUAAUGUAACGAUUUUUCUUAUUUUUGCAAUCACGAAGUCGACGAUAUUUGUACAGUAAACCAGCUUUUCUUCGGGACUCGGGCAAUGCGAGAUCAAAUUAUGGCGAAAUCCGUUCUAACGAGAAUUCUACGAAAAAAACAGUCCGUAGAAACGAGGAUAGAUACGUUGUAGCGCAUUUUUCUAUCGUUUUGCAACAUGUACCCCUACUUGAGAGUACCACGUACGUAGAGAUAUUCGCAUUACCGAUCGAGCAUAUUGAAUAGAAGUGUUGCACUAUGAUUUUUGAUUUGCAAGUAAUGAUGUUUCUCACGAUCGGCUCGAGUUUCAAGUACGUUUCACGACCAAUCGGCGCACGCUAAGCUAAGCUAUUGGCUAGUAUUGUGCCGCAUAAAAAUGCAUUAAAUUUCGUACAGAUCCAUAAAAGAGGAUCACUCGAUUGUUAAAUUAUCGUGCAGAGCAGUUACGCUGGAUUCACUAGAUGCGUUAAGUCUCCUCAAUCCAGCACAUAGAAAGGAAAAUAUGUAAGGGUUUUAUUCUCUGAUAAAAGUGAAUAAAACGGAGCAUUACGGAUGUGCGAAGCGCAAUUCUCGUCAAGAAUUAUAUUUGGCGAGAAUGUUAACAACAAGCUUCUAUGAGGGCGACGCGAUAAAAUCACGGACAGUUUUAGAGACAGUUAGGUCUUAGUGCUGCAUGCAUUUAUAUCGAAUUGUACGAAGGUUGUAACACAUUACACACACACAUAUACACACACACACACACACACA
Messenger RNA from Trachymyrmex septentrionalis, 5802 nucleotides. It is a transcript of the gene pum, whose product is annotated as pumilio homolog 2. The coding region runs from base 957 to 4763 and encodes 1268 amino acids. The transcript is spliced from 20 exons. Gene Ontology annotation, molecular function: mRNA 3'-UTR binding. The record is from RefSeq and is a predicted model, not a curated record. NCBI's taxonomy places the organism in Eukaryota, Metazoa, Arthropoda, Insecta, Hymenoptera, Formicidae. Gene Ontology annotation, biological process: post-transcriptional regulation of gene expression. Gene Ontology annotation, cellular component: cytoplasm; nucleus.